Zonotrichia albicollis (white-throated sparrow) is the source of this 803-nucleotide messenger RNA. The record is from RefSeq and is a predicted model, not a curated record. Lineage: Eukaryota; Metazoa; Chordata; Aves; Passeriformes; Passerellidae.
UUACAGAAGCCCAUCCUGCUGCAAGGCCAUGAGCGCUCCAUCACUCAGAUCAAAUACAACCGCGAGGGAGACCUGCUGUUCACCGUGGCCAAGGAUCCCAUUGUCAAUGUUUGGUAUUCGGUGAACGGCGAGAGGUUGGGGACCUACAAUGGGCACACGGGAGCUGUGUGGUGUGUGGAUGCUGACUGGGACACCAGGCACGUCCUGACCGGCUCUGCAGACAACAGCUGCCGCCUGUGGGACUGUGAGACAGGGAAGCAGCUGGCCCUGGUGAAGACCAGCUCAGCCGUGAGGACGUGCGGCUUUGACUUUGGAGGGAACAUCAUCAUGUUCUCCACGGACAAGCAGAUGGGCUACCAGUGCUUUGUGAGCUUCUUCGACCUCAGGGACCCCAGCCAGAUCGGUGAGGGGCCAGGGCAGCCCCCUCUGGGGUCCCACUGGGCUUUUGGGGUUAAAUCUCAUGGUUCCUCCUGCAGUUACAGCAGUGGGGGGGAGGAUGGCUACGUCCGCAUCCACUACUUCGACCCUCAGUACUUCGAGUUCGAGUUUGAAGCCUGAAGGAGAAUUUCCCUCUCCUCUCCUCUCCUCUUCUUUUCCCUUCUCCAAGCCCUUGCCCAAGGCUGCAGGAAGGGCCUGAAGUUGUUUUUGGGGGUUUGGGAGGUUGGGGAAGUGGGAAUUCUCCAGUGGUUUUUACUGGGACAAGAGUGAGGGGAACUGGGGUUGGCUGCCUGCCCUGCUGGGCAUAUUUAUAAACCAGGGGGAGGGGAAAAAAAGAGGAAAUAAAUAGAAAUCUUUUCUAAACA